GCGUAGAUCGUGUACUGCGGGCAAAAUAAAGACAAACAAUUCUGUUGAUACUGCAUCCUAGAUUUCCUGAUUGACACAGGUUGCAAGGCUUGCUCUUUUAUGGAGAUCAGGUCACUCUUGAGCUCACUGUUAACAUCGAGGAGAGACUUUUGGCCGCAGCUUAUUAGGUAACUGACAAGUGACCACCAGAAUGCCUCCUAGUUUACGCUGCAACCUGACGCCAGUCAGAAGGCUACUGUGUCGACCCAAUGGUCCAAUUAAAGCAUCACGUGGUGUGCCAUGUAUCAAUGGAUACAGCACCCAACCACUUGCCUCUGUUGCAGUACGACCUCAAACAGAGUCCCCUUCAAGUAUCAGCCUAAUUCUGAGCAGGACUCUCAGCACAACUUACUCCCUCUGUAAUACCUCAGCAGAUGGUCCAUCCAAGGGUGAUGGGGUCAGUAGUGGAGGUGGUGGCAGGAAAUCCAGAGGAAGUGUUGGCGGUAGUGGUAGCGGCAGCAGUGCUGGGAGUAGCAGUGAUGGAGGGAAUGGAAAAUCUGGCCAGUUGUGUUGUCCAAAGUGUGGUGAUCCAUGCACACAUGUUGAAACAUUUGUGUCAUCAACAAGAUUUGUCAAGUGUGAAAAAUGUCAUCACUUCUUUGUCGUGCUGUCAGAAACAGACAGCAACAAGAGCCUAAAGGAGUCCUUACCACCAAAGCCAGAGAGACCCCCGCCUCCACCCCCAAAGAAGAUUUAUGAAUUUCUGGAGAGACAUGUGAUUGGCCAGCAAGAAGCCAAGAAAGUUCUCUCAGUGGCUGUGUACAAUCACUACAAGCGCAUCUAUAAUAACAUUCCGGCAGGACCCAGCAAGACACAGGGGGAAGGUUCUGAGACUAGAAACCAGGCAUUCACUCCAAGAGAGUUACUACAGAUAGCAGGAAUCAGUAGCCAAGGUAACGCUUUAGGAGCGUCCUCACUGCAGCAGCAACAACAGCAGCAGCAACAGCAGCAGUCUGGACAGGGUAGUGAGUCUGAGCGGCAGCUACGUGGCAGUGGGCUGCUAGACGCUCAACAGUAUGAGCUCAGGCUAGAGAAGAGCAACAUCUUACUGCUUGGACCCACUGGAUCAGGUAAAACACUAAUGGCCCAGACCAUUGCCCAGUGCCUGGAUGUACCCUUUGCCAUAUGUGACUGCACUACGUUGACCCAGGCUGGCUACGUAGGAGAGGACAUUGAGUCUGUCAUUGCCAAACUCCUGAUCGAUGCUAACUUCAAUGUAGAGAAAGCACAGCAAGGCAUAAUCUUCUUGGAUGAGGUUGACAAGAUUGGCUGUGUGCCAGGAAUACACCAGCUACGUGAUGUCGGCGGCGAGGGUGUCCAACAGGGUCUCCUUAAGAUGCUAGAAGGUACGGUCGUCAGCGUCCCGGAGCGUAGCUCUCGUAAGCUGCGUGGGGAGAGCGUGCCAGUGGACACCACCAACAUAUUAUUUGUUGCUUCGGGUGCGUUCAACGGGCUUGACCGUAUCGUCAGCAGGAGAAAGCAGGAAAAGUAUCUUGGCUUCGGAGCUCCAGCUAAUGUCAGCGAGGGUCGACGUGCAGCAACCAAUGCCAGUAUGGCCAACCAAUCCGCUCCGUCCGAUACCAAAAUAGACAAUGAUGAGCGAGACGCCCUCUUGAGGCAAGUCGAGUCCAGAGAUAUGAUCGAGUUUGGAAUGAUCCCGGAGUUUGUGGGUCGUAUCCCGAUUACAGUCAGCUUGUCCUCGUUGGAUGAGCCAAUGUUGCUACGUAUCUUGAAGGAGCCAAGGAAUGCCAUUGUACCUCAGUUUGAGAUGCUUUUCAAGAUGGACAAUUGUACACUUAACAUAACUGCAGAUGCUCUGUCAGCCAUUGCUAAGAUGGCUCUAGAGAGAAAGACAGGAGCUCGAGGUCUUCGCUCAAUCAUGGAGAAAAUUCUCUUAGAACCCAUGUUUGACGUUCCUGGCUCUGACAUCGAAGAGGUGAUAAUUGACGAGGCUGUGGUCAAGUUAGAGAAGACUGCUCAGUAUAACAGGAGACCUUACACGGAAUCAGUAGAGCGCCAGGAAGCCGUUAACUAAAUACAUAGCCCUUGAGCAAGGUGGGUGUGGCACCAAUAUGGGUGUGGCGCCAAGAUGGGUAUGGCAUAGUAAAGAAUUUCAAAAAUGUGAAGUGAAUGCCUUUACCAACUUGAAAGCUAAUCUCUUAUUCAUUUAUUAAAUACAAGCAGUUUUGUGAAAGGGGUUAGCUGCCGCUAAAUAAUUCCAACUCAGGAAAAACACUCUUUUAAAAUCACUUGGGCAGGUUCACUUCCUUAACACUUGCGUCAGAUGGCAUGGAAUUGCCAUGGUUAAAUUUCUCCUGAAAUUAUCAGUUUCCAAGCAGCAACAGUUUUAGUUAUCUUUUAGGACAACCUGUCAUGCUGCUACCACUUCUCACAAUCGAUGGAAGUUGCCACCUGAUUUUUGCUCAACUUUUUAUGAUUUCAUCUGGGAGCAUUCCAGUUGGUCAUUUCUUCCAUGGCGUAAUGAAUUAUUCAUGAGAAAUAUUGUUAUAGAGAAUUGGAAAAAACAACCUCUUUCAUGACUUAGUAAAGGCAUUCAAUGCUUCGCUACAUCACAAUGCUUUGUUUUUGCGCUGGAUGCAUAAGAAUGAGAUGCCACAUGCACCUCGACAAAAAGGCUUCACAAACGUAUAGCUUCUACCCCAUCACACUGAACUCGAUCUCACUACGAUCUAAAAAGUGUAGUCUUGUUGCAAGACAAUAGUAUGUGCGUGGCGAGGAGGGAGCAAGUGGGCAGGGAGUCGCGCUAGUUGAGUGAAAGUUUGAAUAACCACGUCUUACACCAAGUCUACAUUUUUUCAGAACCUAGUGGGAACGAGUUAGGUGUGAUGGGGUUAUUAGGGAUCUACCAACCAAGCAUUGUAAAAAUAUCCUUUUGGGGCAUAAGGGAAGGUACAACAUUAAAACUAAAACUAUGGGUAACAGUUUUGGGUUGUUACGGUAAAAGUGCCUUUUCAGCAUUUCAAAGAAAUGAUAGUAAUCCUUUAUUCAACUUUCAAAAAGCAAACUGAAUCCAAAAGUGUUUGUUACUUUCUUUUUGACAUAUAUUCUAAACUUGUAUUAUUUUUUUUGUAAUUUUGCUGUACUCUCUCGCAGUCUCAAAGACCUGGACGUCAACAAUGUACCUUCCCUGUUAUAACACAUCUUUUAUAUGGUUUUAACCAUCUCACCAAAACAUUGAUUAAAAAAUUGUGUAAAUAAAACUAGCACUCGGAGACAAAAAAAUUUGUUAAGAUUGUAAGAACAACUUGGAAAGAGUACACAGUUUUCAGUGAUCUUUCAGCUAAAAUGUAUAUCUAUUUGGGCAUCAAAUAAGUCGAGUAAUAAAACAAAUUGAUGAAUUAUUUGGAUGACCAAUAUUUAAGUGCUCAACAAAGUAAAAAGGUUAAAACCAAAUAAUAUUUUAAUAGUGUGUACACUGACAUAUUGCUUGAAGACUAAUGUAAAGUAUUAAGCUUUUGUUGGAGCUAUUAUUAUUUUUGAUCCUUUAAGCGUGCAUUAUUAUACAAACAUACACAAAUCCAAAGACUUAGUCAGUUAAACAAGACAUACUUAAAUUUGUGAACCUGUUAUUAACUAUAAACAGUUAAGAGGUUUUUUAAUAUUGUCUGAAUUCAAAUUUGAACCAAGGGUAUUUUGGAAAGUAGUUUUUUUAAAUAUGGUAAAUUAUUUUUAAAUAUGCUUUAUUUUAAAAUGCUUUAUUUGUUUUAUUCUCUGGAUCCCCAAGCGCCGAUUCUUUGCUUACUGCAAGCAGAGCCAAUAAAUUAGGCCCUACUCACAAAACAUUGCGUUUUCUUUCUCCCACAGAAAAUGUCUUUUAAAAAAUGCAAUUAUUACUUGUGAUCAAUAAUGCAAUCAAACAUACAACGUGCGCCAAUUACAAUACUGUAUGAAGGAGUUAUGAGUUUUUAAAUCAGACUUUAAAGGGGCAAGUUGGCUUUGGGAAUGGCUCUUUGUUUUGAAAUUAAUAUGGCUGAUUCGCAUAAAUAUCCCUUGACAUUGGGUGGUUUUUGUGUAAUUUCUUGAUAUAACACAUUCUGAUUUUUGUUGAACUAAAUUUGUUACUACUAAAUAGUCUACUUCUUGCUAAUCACAGAACACUGAAAGUUUUGUUAAGCAUGAACAACUCUUGAAAAGGACAAGGAGAAAUUCUAAACAACAAUUUGAGAGAUUUGAAGGCAAUUUGCCCCUUUAAAUUGUUGAGUGUUAGUCAUACAUCUGUAAACUGUAGAUAGACAAUUUCACUAUUUUCUUGGUUGUAAUUUUAUUCCGUCAGUGCAUAACUGAUCAUAAUUAAAAUUCAAACAGUGUCUUGAA
Asterias rubens (European starfish) is the source of this 4374-nucleotide messenger RNA. Its product is annotated as ATP-dependent Clp protease ATP-binding subunit clpX-like, mitochondrial. Bases 191 to 2074 code for a protein of 627 amino acids. The transcript has 11 exons. The record is from RefSeq and is a predicted model, not a curated record. Gene Ontology annotation, molecular function: ATP hydrolysis activity; zinc ion binding; ATP binding. Gene Ontology annotation, cellular component: mitochondrial matrix. Gene Ontology annotation, biological process: proteolysis; protein catabolic process. NCBI's taxonomy places the organism in Eukaryota, Metazoa, Echinodermata, Asteroidea, Forcipulatida, Asteriidae.